Messenger RNA from Cylindrotheca closterium, 2691 nucleotides. The record is from the annotation of a GenBank genome assembly. Lineage: Eukaryota; Bacillariophyta; Bacillariophyceae; Bacillariales; Bacillariaceae.
AUGGCGCAACCGGCUGUUCCCCUGACAGAGCUGGAUUACAUGUCGAGUGAUGAAGUCGAUUUUCGAGCGGCAGUUCCAUUGACAGAAUUGGAAAACAUUGCCAGUGGAGUUGUUUACAUUCCGGACGAUUUUUUAAGUCGAUCCAACAAGAGUGAUGGUCCUCCAUGCUACAAGAGUAGGAAGAAUGACUCGUCAAUGCCAUUUUCAAUAGGGGAAGGAUCCGAGUCAGGACAUGGUAGUCUGUUAGAUGACGACGACGACGACGAGGAUGGAUCCGAAAAUGUAUCAGUUUCAUGGAGUUUUCGGAGGUCCCACAAGAGUGGGAAUUCCAGGUUCACAGGGGCCACAAUGCAAAAGUCUGAAAAGAACAAGAGAAAGGUAGAAGAGGUGAAACAAGAACUCAAAAUCAACAAGCUGAAUUACGACAUUGAUGUUGUGGGGCGUGAGAAAGAAAUCAGUACCCUUGAGACUUGUAUAGAUCGAUUUGUAGCACGAAGGAAACCAACCAACGAUGAUGAUUCCCCAAGAAACAAGGAGCUGAUUAUCAUCAAAGGAUACUCUGGUGUCGGAAAGACUCGAUUGGUAGACCCAAUACGGAAACUGAUACGAAAGCAUCCGUCGGGGUGCACCACGCAGGGGAAUUACACCAUGAAUCGAUAUGGUGAACCAUACUCUGGCAUUGCGGAUGCCUUUGGGAAUCUGAUCCGUGCGAUCAAGAACAAGCAGACGCACAUCCAAGAGGAAGACAUUGCAGGUAUUGGGAAUGAAGUCGUAAACGAAUUGGGUUCCUCCAUUCAGUCUUUGGUGGAUCUGAUACCUGAGUUGGAAACGAUAACAAUGUUUGCUUUCACGCCGGACAGUGCAUCUGUGGCCCAGGGAACUGUACACACCACUGACGGAAGUGAUUUUGCAGCAGAUGUUCAACGAAUGAAACAUGCCUUUCGCACCCUGACGAGAGCUCUUUGCUCACGUAUUGGACCAUUUGUAUUGGUUUUGGAUGGCUUACAAUGGGCUGAUGCAGCCUCGUUGCGCACCAUUGAUUUUCUUCUUUCCGACACGCAAAAUACGAAUGGAUUGGUUAUUGUUGGACUCUAUAGGUCCAAUGAAGUCGACUUGUCACACCCUCUGGCACAGACGAUCGAUGACUUUCAUCGGAAAACAGAGACCUUUCAAUUCAACAUGACACAAAUCGAGCUGCAACCACUUCAAAAGACUGACAUCAACAAGAUAAUCAUGGCAAUGCUGUCGAUUGACAACGAAGACACCACGAGUGGAUUGUCUGACAUUUGCGCUCGACGGACGUUGGGUAACCCAUUCUUUGUGAUUGAAUUCAUUACAAUGCUGGAACUGGAAGGCCUUCUGUCAUUCAAUUUGGGUCUGCUCAAAUGGGUUUGGGAAGAAAAGAAGAUUGAGAAAGAGACAAUGUCAUCUUCCAACGUCGUAGAUUUACUGCAGGCCAGAAUGGAAAAAAUGUCCGAGGCAUUGCAACUCUUGCUUCAAUUUGCAUCCUGUUUGGGGUCUCCUUUUAAGACAUUCGUUCUAGAUACGAUUUGGGAAAAGCUGGGCAUAGUCAGCGGUGACUCACCAACGGAUGUCACUUCGCUUCUUCGACGUCUGCAAGCAGAGAAUUUCAUUGAAAGUGUUGAUGAAGAAUCCUAUAGAUGGGUGCACGACAAAGUCCAAGAGGCUGCAUUGAUGCUGGGCGACGCUUCAGAGGACUCCUUUCAAUUCAACCUCGGCGUGACCUUGUACAGUAGCCUGCAACCAAAAGAAAUGGACGAAGUACUCUUUGAUGCUGUCAAUCUCCUGAACCAAGGACGGUCGCAAACGAGGCCGGAGUUUGCAAAAUUGAACUUGAAGGCUGCAUUGAAGGCCCGAAGUACAAGCGGAUUUCAGAGUGCAGCUACCUAUGUGCAAGCCGGCAUUCGACAACUUCCAGAUGACAUGUGGAGCUCGAAUCGCGAUUUGACGCUCAAAUUGUAUUCACUGGGAGCGGAAAUGGAGGUUGCCUUGGGACAUGAUAAAGUCAUGGAAGAAUACAUCGAGGAGGUGCUGUCGCAACCUGAUUUAUCUUCCAUAGAGAAGUUACCUGUCUACGUGGCCAAAUCGAUUAAGCUCUGCAACGUGGAUCUGAAGCACCAAGCAACAAUAGACUUGUGUCUCGAUGUACUGAAGGAACUUGGAUCUCCAAUAACGACAGGGAUUCUACCCUUUUCUGCCAAGGCAAUUUACACUCUUAUCAAGACAGUCAAGGCAACGAAGAAAAGACCAUUAUCUUCCUACGAGAAUCCCAAAGUAACGAACGACAAGAGGCUGCGAGCAGUCAUGCUGUUCCUUUCGAGAAUAUUCUAUGCCAGCUACUUCACUUCGAAUAGUUCCCUGCUCUUGCUCUCAGCCUGCAAGAUGGUAGACAUAUCUUUGGUACACGGUGUGUCACCACUGUCUGGUCAAGCCUUUGCUUCUUUGGGUAUGGUCGUAAUCAGUGUCAUGAAGGAUUACAAGACAAGCACAGACUUGGCGCAAGCUGGGUUGCUGAUUCAAAAAUCCUUUCGAACCAAGCACACCCAAUGCCAGACUAUCUUUUUGUCUCAAACCUACAUUCUCUGCUGGACCAAGCCGCUGCAAUCAUGCCAACGCGCUGUUGAAACCGCCCAUUCUUUAGUGUUUGACUACGAUGGAGGAGCCAUGUGA